Messenger RNA from Caenorhabditis briggsae, 1818 nucleotides. RefSeq names its product Protein CBR-AKT-1 (gene Cbr-akt-1). NCBI's taxonomy places the organism in Eukaryota, Metazoa, Nematoda, Chromadorea, Rhabditida, Rhabditidae. Gene Ontology annotation, biological process: protein phosphorylation. The record is from RefSeq and is a predicted model, not a curated record. Gene Ontology annotation, molecular function: ATP binding; protein serine/threonine kinase activity.
AUGUCGAUGACAAGCUUGACCACGAAAUCAAGAAAACCUGAAGAUGUUGUCAUUGAAGGCUGGCUUCACAAACGAGGAGAACAUGUCAAAAAUUGGCGACCCAGGUACUUCAUCAUCUUCAAGGAUGGAGCUCUUCUUGGAUUUCGAUCAAAACCAAAGGAUUCUGUGCCCUAUCCACCUCUCAACGACUUCAUGAUCAAAGAAGCCGCGACCAUGACAUUCGAGAAGCCCCGUCCGAACAUGUUCAUGGUUCGAUGUCUUCAAUGGACGACUGUCAUCGAACGAACAUUUUACGCAGAUUCACCCGAGUCUCGUGCAAAAUGGAUAAAAGCAAUUGAAGACAUUUCAAAAAGGUACAAGGAUAGCCAAGACGCUCCUGUAGAACAUAUGGAUACUAAUCCACCAACAAUAGACGAGGAUGGUGAAUAUGCGGGAGCAGCACAUGCCAUCAUGGGACAGCCAUCUGCUGGCCCAAACCACUCCGACAUAGAUUUCAGAGCAUCGAUGAUCAGCAUUGCGGAUACAAGUGAUGCUGCGAAACGAGACAAAAUUACAAUGGAGGAUUUCGACUUCCUGAAAGUUCUCGGCAAGGGAACCUUUGGAAAAGUGAUUCUUUGCAAGGAAAAGCGAGAGCAGAAGCUAUACGCUAUCAAAAUUCUCAAGAAGGAAGUGAUCAUUGCUCGUGAAGAAGUAGCUCACACAAUGACAGAAAACCGAGUUCUUCAACGAUGCAAGCAUCCUUUCCUUACGGAACUGAAAUAUAGUUUCCAAGAACAAUGGCAUUUAUGUUUCGUCAUGGAAUUUGCAAAUGGAGGAGAGUUGUUCACUCAUCUUCGCAAGUGUGGUACAUUCCCUGAAUCUCGAGCCAGAUUCUAUGGAGCAGAAAUUGUAAUGGCCAUUGGCUACUUGCAUCUCAACAACGUUGUCUAUCGUGACAUGAAGGAGCUGAGAUACUCAUUCCAAACAGAUGAUCGUCUCUGCUUUGUGAUGGAGUUUGCUAUUGGCGGAGACCUCUAUUACCACCUGAACAAGGAGGUGCAGAUGAACAAAGAAGGAUUCUCGGAACCCCGCGCUCGUUUCUAUGGAGCCGAGAUUGUUCUUGCUCUCGGUUAUCUUCAUGCUAAUAACAUUGUCUAUCGCGACUUGAAGCUGGAAAAUUUGCUUCUCGACAAGGACGGACACAUCAAAAUUGCCGAUUUUGGAUUGUGCAAAGAAGAAAUCAAGUUUGGAGAUAAGACCAGCACCUUCUGUGGAACUCCAGAAUACCUUGCUCCAGAGGUUCUCGAAGACAAUGAUUACGGACGAUGUGUUGAUUGGUGGGGAGUCGGAGUGGUGAUGUACGAAAUGAUGUGCGGACGCCUUCCAUUCUACUCCAAAGACCACAACAAACUGUUCGAGCUCAUCAUGGUCGGUGACCUGCGAUUCCCAAGCAAGUUGAGCCAGGAGGCAAAGUUGCUUCUUCAAGGACUUCUUGUCAAAGAUCCAGCUAAGAGAACAGGAGGAGGAUCAGAAGAUGCUAUGGAAAUCUGCAGACAAGAUUUCUUCAAGUCUGUCGAUUGGGAGGCAAUGUACCGCAAGGAGAUUGAGCCACCAUACAAGCCGAAUGUUAAUUCGGAAACGGACACUAGCUACUUCGAUAACGAGUUCACUUCACAACCCGUUCAACUGACACCUCCUCACAAGAGUGGCCAUCUACCAACUGUUGACGAGCAGGAAGAAAUGCAGUCCAAUUUCACCCAGUUUUCAUUCCAUAACAUUGUGGGGAGUAUCAAUCGAAUAUAUGAAGCCAGUGAAGAGGACGAGAGGAUGGCUGAAUAA